Molecule: messenger RNA, 389 nt
Organism: Symbiodinium sp. CCMP2456
Lineage: Eukaryota; Dinophyceae; Suessiales; Symbiodiniaceae
Source: the annotation of a GenBank genome assembly
AUGGCCCGCUCUUUCGAAAAUUUGAAUGGGAACCAAGACAAGUGGCGUCGGAUUUUAAAGACUUUGAUCCUGUUAGAGUAUUUGAUCAAGAACGGCAGCGACAGCAUCGCCGAUGAAUUGCGCGGGGAGCAGUUGACCUUCCGCCGACUUGCGAACUUCCAGUGCAAGGAUGAAGGCCAAGAUCGAGGCAGCGGCGUCCGAGAGAAGGCUGAAGCACUCGUCAAGCUCCUGAAUGACAAGGACUUCCUGAAGCUCGAACGGGAGCAGGCGAAGCUGCACCACACCAAAUUGACGGGCAGCGGACCGACCGCUAUUGUGGGCGGGCGCGGUAGCCAAUCCACGACUUCAACUUCAUCUGUCAGUUCAGUCCUGGGUGAUGCCCUGAACGA